GACGAGAAAGAAGAGGAGGCGUGGGGCUUCGCGACGGCUGGGAACAGUGGGUUCACUCUCGAUGACUUCGACGCUCCAUCUGACAGCAACGACGCGGGUUCCGGUGAUGAGUGUCUGGAAGUGCUGGCCAAAGCCGAGAAAGCGCGUGGUCUCUCUAGUCAAGAAAAAUCGAAACCGAAGAAGGAGGCCGAGUCAUUGACACCGCCGAGGUGUCAUCAUGCGUUGGUCUGUCAGAGCUUGGAGGUCAAGAAGAAGAACAAGAACCACGGCCGCAAGUUCUUCGCCUGCCCGCUGGGAUUCGAUGAAGGUCGCUGCGACUUCUUCCUCUGGGAAGACGACCACGUCCCGCUUGCACUGCAGACACUCUUCACGGCUUCUUCUUCCUCUGACGGUGUUGCUGAGUCCGCAGCUGAAGCAGAAGCCAUUGAGUGCGUUCCUCUGGAUAUUGAAGCUACUGAAGAGGAGCAACGUGAGGCGAUGCUCACCAAUCUGCUUCUGGUGUUUGGGCACGCCGACUUUCGUCCUGGCCAGCAGUGGGCGAUCUCAAGGGUGCUGCGUCGUAAGGACACUCUCCUUGUGUUGCCCACGGGUGCAGGCAAGUCGCUGUGCUAUCAAUUCCCAGCGCUCUUCUUGCCUGGAAUUACGCUCGUGAUCUCGCCGCUUAUCUCGCUGAUGAACGACCAGUACGAGAGUCUCCCCGCCCCAUUGAAGGCUCGCUCCUUGUGUCUUUCCGGCUCCGGCUCGGAUUCAGGCUCGUCCAAGGCGAAGCAUGCGGCUUUUGUGCGUGAUCUGCUGGCGGACAAACUCUCUCUGAUCUUCCUGUCGCCGGAGAAGGCGCUGGAUGCUGGAAUGCAAGCGCUGCUCGCGUUACCGCGGGUCCGUGCGCGCUUGGCACUAGUGUGUGUCGACGAAGCGCAUUGCGUCUCAGAGUGGUCCCACCACUUCCGUCCAAGCUACUUGCGGCUGGCAGAGGUCUUCCGCCACACCCAGUGCGUUUUGUGUGUGACUGCCACAGCCUCGCGACGUGUUGUCCACGAUGUAUUGCAUCAAUUGCGCUCACGUCGGCAGCUUCAGAAUCAAGGUGGCGAGAGCGAGAGCGACAUGGUGCUGCAGAUGCCAUGGCAAAGGAAGAAUCUGGCGCUGGAAGUUCGUUCCGUCCGGUCGAAUGAUGAGCGACUGCGGCAUCUCGUCCACAUCCUCCCCGAGUUGAGCAAAGGAUCAACACAGUCCUCCAAGGCUGGCGGUGGAGGUGUUAUCGUGUACGUUCACCAGCAACGGCAGACGGAGGAACUUGCAGCUCUGCUGCGUGAACAAUUGCCCAACGCUUGGCGCACUGCUGGAAAGGUGGUGGCGUUUCAUGCUGGCAUGGCGCCUGAGGCGAAGGAAAAGGUCCGCACAGGUUUUGCGCGAGGCAGAGUGCGCGUUGUGGUGGCUACUAUCGCAUUUGGUAUGGGCAUUGACAAGAAGAAUGACGGGUAUCUGAGCUCUUGGGUUAUCGACUGCCACCUGCACGAAGUAGCUCAAUGGUACGGACGGACGACUGGU
Molecule: messenger RNA, 1545 nt
Organism: Phytophthora sojae
Lineage: Eukaryota; Oomycota; Peronosporomycetes; Peronosporales; Peronosporaceae
Exons: 3
Biological process (GO): double-strand break repair via homologous recombination
Cellular component (GO): cytoplasm; chromosome; nucleus
Molecular function (GO): zinc ion binding; ATP binding; nucleic acid binding
Source: RefSeq, a predicted model, not a curated record